This is a messenger RNA of Thermothelomyces thermophilus ATCC 42464, 4429 nucleotides long. RefSeq lists its product as uncharacterized. Gene Ontology annotation, molecular function: guanyl-nucleotide exchange factor activity. Gene Ontology annotation, biological process: regulation of ARF protein signal transduction. The transcript has 5 exons. Lineage: Eukaryota; Fungi; Ascomycota; Sordariomycetes; Sordariales; Chaetomiaceae. The record is from RefSeq and is a predicted model, not a curated record. Bases 161 to 4363 code for a protein of 1400 amino acids.
CACAAGGACAUCUUGGCCCCAUCGCCUUCCACGCACGCCCUCGCCAUUCCUGGGCAACGGUUCUGAGCUCUUCCUUCCGACACCGAAGGGAGACGACAACAAAGCGCUGCCCGCCCCCUCGAAGCAGCGCCGGUGCUAGGAAAAACGCGGCUCCUUCAGCAUGAGCCUGGAUGCGCAGCUCGCUGCGCCCAUGGAUCCGGCCGUCGCAACCACAACACUCGGGACCUCAACCCCUCGGCGGAACCCUCCUCUGCUGUCCUCGCGCAUGCAGUACCGGAGUCGCCCCGUCUCGGUAGCAAUCGACCCUGUAUCGCUCGUCAUAUCAGAAUGCAUAUCCAUCACCUCGGCGAUUCAGAAACACGCCCGGUCCCCGCACUCGUCCGUCUCGGCCAUCCUCGGCGGCAGCCCUAAUCUCAUCCAGCUCGUCCCGCCGACCACCGGCGGGCGCCGCACGCGAAAGUCGUCUGUCGAUGCCGCCGCCGAUGGCGCCGGCGAUCUUGCCGUGAACCGAUGGGGCCUGCGCGGGAAGAAGGGCAAGAGCAUGCAGGACAACCCGCUGAUCUCCGGGUUCGGGAGGCUGCGCCAGGAGCUGGCCGGAGUCAAAGACAUAUACAGAUUCGACUCCCUCGUGCUGCUCUAUCCCUUCCUCCAGAUCAUCCAGGCCAAGGGCACCGCUGCCCCCGUCACCAUCCUCGCGCUGAGAGCGAUCCAAAAGUUCCUCGCCUACGGUUUCGUCUCCCCGGUCUCCCCGCGCUUCGCGCUCGCCAUGCAGUCUCUCUCCGCGGCCAUCACCCACUGCCAGUUCGACAUAAGCGACUCGGCGCAGGAGGAGGUGGUUCUGCUCAUGAUCCUGCACCUGAUGGAGGACAUGCUGUCCGGGCCGGGCGGAGACAUUCUCAGCGACGAGAGCAUUUGCGACAUGAUGGGACGCGGUCUGACCAUCUGCUCGCGGCCUAGGUUCUCCGAGGUGCUUCGCCGGACUGCCGAGGCGUCCAUGGUGCGCAUGGUGCAAAUCAUAUUCGAGGACCUGAAGCACCUCGAGGAGGAGGCCGGGGAAGAGAGCGAGGCGUUGGACCGACAGACCAGCGGGGACAUGGACUCGGUCAACAUGGACCCCGCCGCCAACGGGACCGACGUUCCGGCGACGGGGCCAGAGGCGGCCGACGCCGCCGAGGCUCCUGCCGCGGCUCCCAGUGACCGUGGCGUGGCUCCCGGCGACGCGGCAGCCGAACCCGCCGGUGCCCCGAGGCCGUCAUCAAGCUCGGCGCGGGAGAGAAGCCGCUCGGAAACACCCAGGAGCCCCGACGCGGACGCGAGUAGGCCGAGCACCAGCUCAGCAGCCACCGAGAGCGCUUCCUCAUCGGUCGACCUCCGCCCGUACUCUCUGCCGUCCAUUCGGGAGCUGUUCCGGGUGCUCGUGAGCUUUCUCGAUCCUCACGACCGCAAACACCCCGAUCAGAUGAGGGUCAUGGCCCUGCGCAUCAUCCACGUGGCGCUCGAAGUAGCAGGUCCGUCGAUUGCCCGGCAUCCGGCCCUCGCGUCGAUUGCCGAAGACCAGCUCUGCCGCCACCUCUUCCAGCUCGUGCGUUCCGACAACAUGGCCGUGCUUCACGAGGCUCUGAUAGUGGCCGGCACGCUGCUCUCGACGUGCCGGGGCGUGCUCAAGCUGCAACAGGAACUCUACCUGUCCUAUCUCGUGGCCUGCUUGCAUCCGGCAGUGGAGAUCCCACGCGAGCCCGGCAUCGACCCGAGUCUCUACUCCGGUAUCCCGCAGUCGCCCAAGUUGGUCAAGCCAUCGCCGUCGCAACCGAGCAGCGGCCGUUCCACUCCCGUGGCUGUCAAGGACCGCCAGAAGCUCGGGCUAGAAGGCGGCGCUCGCAAGCCGGACGCCAGGCAGGCCAUGGUGGAGAAUAUCGGCAUGCUCGCGCGCAUGCCCACCUUCAUGACCGAGCUGUUCGUCAACUACGACUGCGACGAGGAUCGCGCAGACCUGUGCGAAGAUCUGGUCGGGCUGCUGGCUAGGAACGCCCUGCCCGAUUCGGCCACCUGGAGCACCACCAGCGUUCCGCCUCUCUGCCUGGACGCGCUCCUUCGCUUCAUACAGUUCAUCGCCGAGAGGUUGGACCAAGCCCCCGAGACCGAGGGAUACCCUGACCCGGCAGCGCUGCGAGAGAGGCGGCGCAGGAAGAAGCUCAUCAUCGAGGGCGCCAACAAGUUCAAUGAGAACCCCAAGGGCGGACUCGCCUACCUCCAGGAGAAGGGCAUCAUCGAGGACGCCAGCGAUCCGACUUGUGUCGCCAGGUUCCUUCAGGGUACCUCCAGGAUCAACAAGAAGAUUCUCGGCGAGUUCCUGUCCAAGAAGGGCAACGAACCCAUCCUGGAUGCCUUCAUGAACAGGUUCGAUUUCACCGGCAAGCGGGUUGACGAAGCGCUCCGGGUCAUGCUGGAAACUUUCAGGCUUCCCGGGGAGUCAGCAUUGAUCGAGCGCAUCGUCAACUCGUUCACCGAGAAGUAUUGCUCUAGUUCAGUCCCCGAAGGAGUGGCGAACAAGGACGCCGUCUUCAUCCUCACAUACGCCAUUAUCCUCCUCAAUACGGAUCAGCAUACUCCGACGCUGAAGAACAGGGCCCGGAUGACGUUCGAGGACUUCUCUCGAAAUCUCCGUGGCCAGAACGAUGGUAAAGACUUCCCUACGGACUACCUGCAGGACAUCUUCGACACCAUCAGGACCAAUGAGAUCAUCCUGCCGGAUGAACACGACAACAAGCACGCGUUCGAUUACGCCUGGAAGGAGCUGCUCCUGAAGACCGACGAAGCAGGCCCGCUGGUGCUCUGCGACACCAACAUCUACGAUGCCGACAUGUUCGCCACCACAUGGAACCCCAUCGUUUCCUGCCUCUUCUUCGUCUUCAUGUCCGCCACCGACGACACCGUCUAUGCGCGCGUCAUCACCGGCUUCGACGAGUGCGCUCGCAUCGCGACCAAGUACGGCAACUCGGAGGCGCUAGACGAGAUUAUCUACCGGCUGAGCUACAUCUCGACGCUCGGCAACGAGGCGCUCUCUAAUACGUCACUCAACACGGAGGUGCAGGUCGGGGACAACAGCGUCAUGGUCAGCGAACUGGCGGUCAGGUUCGGCCGGGAUCUGCGCCCCCAGCUGGCGACGCUGGUACUGUUCCGUGUCAUUACCGGCUCGGAGCAUGUCAUCAAGAAGAGCUGGAAAUAUAUCAUCCGCAUCUGGCUCAACCUCUUUGUCAACUCGUUGAUACCCCCGUUCUUCUCUACCGAGUCCGACAAGCUCGAUCUGCCGCCCAUCCCAUCGCAGCCGCCGUCGCAAGUGAUCGACCGCGGGGCGAAGCAGAGCGAGACCGGCUUCUUCUCGGCCUUCACAUCGUACAUUUCGAGCUACGCGGCCGACGACCCUCCCGAGCCGUCGGACGAGGAGCUGGAGAGCACGUUAUGUACUGUGGAUUGCGUGAACCAGUGCCACAUGGGCGACGUGUUUGCCAAUGUUGCGCACCUUCCCAGCCAUAGUCUCGAGGCGCUGGUGGAUGCUCUGCUAGAGCAGAUUCCGGAAGACAGCGGGCCUUCGGUAAUCACGGUCAAGGCGGAAAAUAUCCCGCCGUCACCGGCCAAUGGCCAGAAACCCAGGCAGAGCAACGCGCUCUACGACCCUGGCCUGGUCUACAUUCUCGAGUUCUGCACCGUGCUGGCCCUCCGCGACAACGCCACCGUCGAAUUGCUCGGAAAGCGCGUGGUGGAGGCCAUUCAAACCAUCCUGAGGGACGUCCCUCGCUAUCACCCGAUCCUGAUCGAGCGGGCGACCUUUUAUCUCUUCAGCUUGCUCCAGGCGAGCUACGACUAUGAUUACGUCCGGGUCCCCAUCCUCCUCCACACCGUCUCGAGCUUCCCCAAGGAUACUCUGGUCAAGGCCUCAAGCCUCGUGCUCCGCGGCCUCAGGCUCUGCACCGAGAAGCCUUGCCCGCUGCGGAACGAGAUCAUGACCUCGCCCGAUUUCUGGGUCAUCCUGCAAACCCUUGCUCCGAUUCCUGACGCGGCGCCCACCGUGUUUGAGAUCCUCGAGAACGGCGUCUCGGGAACGCCGUCGGCCAUCAUGGCCGACAACUACGAAGCUGCGCUCGCGCUGCUGAACGAGUUCGCCUCGAUGGCGAGUGUCGGGGCCGUCGCGGAGCAGCAAAACGAUCGGAAGCAGGGGCGGAAGAGCGGGCGGCCUGGGAAGCCUGAGAAGCCGAGGUGGGUUGUUCUUCCGGAAGAUGGCGUUUCAGGGGGGCUGUUGGUAUUGCUGACACGAACCAAAAUCACAGCGAGAACGCCGUUGUCGAACGCGGCGUCAAGGCGCUGAAUAACAUCUACCGCAUGACGGAGCGUAUCCCCCAUCUCAUGAAGCAAUCUCACCUGGAAAGCAGUG